Haplochromis burtoni (Burton's mouthbrooder) is the source of this 2607-nucleotide messenger RNA. RefSeq names its product BCL2 interacting protein 1b (gene bnip1b). Gene Ontology annotation, cellular component: endoplasmic reticulum; SNARE complex. Gene Ontology annotation, molecular function: SNAP receptor activity. NCBI's taxonomy places the organism in Eukaryota, Metazoa, Chordata, Actinopteri, Cichliformes, Cichlidae. The transcript has 5 exons. The coding region runs from base 91 to 903 and encodes 270 amino acids. The record is from RefSeq and is a predicted model, not a curated record. Gene Ontology annotation, biological process: retrograde vesicle-mediated transport, Golgi to endoplasmic reticulum.
UAUUUAUUCCACGGAUAAUUAACAUCCCACUACCGUUGGUCCUUCGUCUUUACCUCUUUUGGACCUCCAGCUUGCCAUACAAAAACAACAAUGGCGUCUUCUGCGGAUGUUCACGUCCGAAUUUGCGCACAAGAAAUUAUCAAAUAUGAUCUGGAAAUUAAAGCUCUCAUUCAGGACAUCAGGGAUUGUCCAGGACCUCAGUCUGCUCUUGUGGAGCUCAAUGCUCAGGUCAAAGAGAAAUUCAACAAGCUGAGGCUCAGAAUUCAGGUCAGGCCUCAGCUACACAUCCACACGGUGCUGCAUCUGACAGGGUUUUGGGUUUUUUUGCUUAAUAUUGGAUCUGUGUCAUGUGAUGCCAUGAUGUUGUUGUUUUUUUGUUUCUUCCAGGAUCUGGAGCAGAUGGCCAAAGAGCAGGACAAAGAGUCAGACAGAGUGGCCAUCCAAACAGAGACCGAGAGCCAAUGGAAGCAGAUGCUGAGCAACCAGACAGCGUGGAGAAAAGCUAACCUGGCUUGUAAACUUGCCAUAGAUAACAUGGAGAAGGACGAACUGCUGCAUGGUGAGGAAAACCACAACACCAGACAGAGGAAAGCAACCAAGGAAAAUUUAGUGGAAACCAGCAGCAACAUCACAGAGAGUCUGAUGUCUAUCAGCAGGAUGAUGUCUGAACAGGUGAAGCAGAGUGAGGACACCAUUGGCACUCUAGCCACCUCAUCCAGGACGGUGCAGGAAACCAACGAGGAGUUUAAAAGCAUGACAGGAACCAUUCACCUGGGCAGGAAGCUCAUCCUGAAGUACAACCGGCGGGAGCUGACAGACAAGCUGCUCAUCUUCCUUGCACUAGCCCUCUUCUUUGCCACUGUCCUCUACAUCCUCAAGAAACGUCUCUUCCCCUUCAUUUAGUCGGCCGCCUGGGUCUGUUUUUCCUCAAGGACGUGGGGACUGGCUUGGAAUGAGUUACCACAGUGAAUUGUAGGAGGUAUGAAGUAGAAGCAUGAACCACACGGACUCUUAGAAGCAGCACUGAAACUGGACUGUAGCACACAGAGGCGGCGUGAAGUGGGAACGUGUUACUUCUUACAUAUAAUAUGCAAUAUGAAGGGUUGGAAAAUAUCUGAAGCUCAAGAUCCACUUCAGCAGUGAAAGGAGCAAAGUGAGUAAAACUGACAUCCAGAGUUUCAUAGAAAACAUUAAGAAGCCACAGCCUGCCUCGAGUAGAUAUGGUUAUACAAUGCAUUGUCAAAAGUUUGAACGCAUGUUGCAAAUGGUCACAGUUGAAGAAGGGAUCUGCUGCUUUUUAGCCUUUUCCUUGAUGCCUCACACUGCCUCCCUGGUGUUACAGUAAGGACUCUGUUAUCUUAAUGUGACCAUUUCUAUCAUUCUGGAUGAUGGGUCUUUUUCAGAAAGCCUGAACUUGAGGAAAUUCAUGUGUUUACAUUGAAAUUUACAUUAAAUUGAAGUAAAUACAGAGAGCUUAAAGGUUCAGAUGCUCAUAUUUGCCAAAUUGUGUGCAGUUUUUGAAAUGUUGAUACCUUGAAGCACACUGUAGGUUUAAUAAUGCAAUAAGACAGCAUCUAAAGAUCAGCAGCCUGUAUGCUCAUGUAAUAUCUCUUUGUACCCCUUCAGUCCAGCGUAAAAGGAAGAAAAGGUAGUCUGUGAUUCUGCCCUCAUGUCAGUCAUGUUGAAAGGUUGGGCGUUAGAGACUAAAGCAAGGGACCACUGGAGGCUUGUUUUAAGCCUCGAUUGCUGCAAAUAAACAAAAUCCAUCCAAAGAGGUGAUCUGCGUGAUAAAAUGUUUCAGCUUAUGCAAAAUAUUCACGUCCUCCAAGCGGAGGGCAACCUUAUUUGAAUUCAGCUGGAGCUUCACUUUUACACAGAGAUGGGAAGAAAAGAGGGGGACAGAAAAGUGAGCAACAUUGUAGGACUCCAUCUACUCCUGUUGAGUCAUGGUUGGUUUCUGAGCUGUAGUAGUAUCUUCUGACUUAACCAGCCUUUAAUUCUACAGCUUAAGAGAAAAGGGGGAGAAAAAAAAAAAAAAAAAAAAAAAAAAAAAAAAAAAAACCAACCCCAAAGCGGGUUGCCCUCCUAGUGUCCAGUACCUUUAAUUCAGAACUAGUCAGGGUCAUGGUUGCAAAAUGCACCAACCUUUGUUUUUGUUUGCUUUUGUUAUAAAGUGAAUGUGCUCAGAAGUGUAUUUAGUGUAAAUUUUUUUUUUUUUUUUAAACCUCAUGCCUUGCUUCCAAACUACUGAACCAGUAAUCCAAUGAAUGAUUGUUGCCCUAAAGGUGUCAGAUUGUGUGAAUGUUGAACAAAAGCCCCGUGGGUUUGAGUUCAUUUAAAAGUCUCAAGCACCAGCAGAUGUCUUAAAACUCAAAAUAAGUUUGAACUGCAGUGCUGUUAAAAGACUUGUUCAACAGGAUAGGACUAAUUUAAAUAACACACUUCUGUUUGUUCAUCAGUAUCACUUUAUUUUAAUAAAAUUCAAAUAACUGUUCAGAGUUUGUGAUCCAUUGGAGAGGAAAAAAAAAAAAAAAAAGUACAACAUUCGACACCAGAGGUCUGUAUGAAAUGUGAACAAGUGAACAUUAAAAAUACAUUUCUAACACA